CGGGAGGAAGGGGAGGAGGCCGGGUGUUUCCUGGCGCAUUCCCGGCCCGCCCAAGUGACUCACUCGGGCAGGAAAACUCCCAGGGCCCGCCCGGGACCCCCGAGUCGCCGCCGCCGCCGCCGCCGCCGCCGCGGACCCAGCUCAGGAUGGCGGCUCAGGUGACGCUGGAGGAUGCGCUGUCCAACGUGGACCUCCUGGAAGAGCUGCCUCUGCCCGACCAGCAGCCCUGCAUUGAGCCCCCACCGUCCUCGCUGCUCUACCAGCCAAAUUUCAACACCAACUUUGAAGACAGAAAUGCAUUUGUCACUGGCAUCGCAAGAUACAUUGAACAAGCAACCGUCCACUCUAGCAUGAAUGAGAUGCUGGAGGAAGGCCAAGAGUAUGCUGUCAUGCUGUAUACCUGGAGGAGCUGCUCCCGGGCCAUCCCACAGGUGAAAUGUAAUGAGCAGCCUAAUAGAGUGGAAAUAUAUGAAAAAACUGUGGAGGUCCUGGAGCCUGAGGUCACCAAACUGAUGAAUUUUAUGUACUUCCAGAGAAAUGCUAUCGAGCGUUUCUGUGGGGAGGUGAGACGCUUAUGCCAUGCUGAGAGGAGGAAGGACUUUGUGUCAGAAGCCUACCUGAUCACGCUGGGCAAAUUCAUCAACAUGUUCGCUGUGUUGGAUGAGCUGAAGAACAUGAAGUGCAGUGUGAAGAACGACCACUCGGCAUACAAGAGGGCUGCUCAGUUUUUACGUAAAAUGGCAGAUCCACAGUCCAUCCAGGAAUCGCAAAAUCUUUCCAUGUUCCUGGCCAAUCACAACAAGAUCACACAAUCUCUGCAGCAGCAGCUCGAGGUGAUUUCUGGCUACGAAGAGCUCCUGGCAGACAUCGUGAAUCUGUGCGUGGAUUACUACGAGAAUAGGAUGUACUUGACGCCCAGCGAGAAACACAUGCUUCUCAAAGUCAUGGGAUUUGGUCUGUACUUGAUGGAUGGGAGCGUCAGUAACAUCUAUAAACUAGAUGCCAAGAAAAGAAUAAACUUAUCCAAAAUCGACAAGUACUUCAAGCAGCUCCAGGUGGUUCCGCUGUUCGGGGACAUGCAAAUAGAACUGGCAAGAUACAUCAAGACCAGCGCCCACUAUGAGGAAAAUAAAUCUCGGUGGACAUGCACAUCCUCAAGCAGCAGCCCACAGUACAACAUCUGUGAGCAGAUGAUCCAGAUUCGAGAGGACCACAUGCGCUUCAUCUCAGAGCUGGCGCGCUAUAGCAACAGUGAGGUGGUCACUGGUUCCGGCCGCCAGGAGGCCCAGAAGACAGACGCUGAGUACCGGAAGCUCUUUGACCUGGCUCUGCAGGGCCUGCAACUGCUGUCGCAGUGGAGCGCACACGUGAUGGAAGUGUACUCAUGGAAACUCGUGCACCCAACUGACAAGUACUCCAACAAGGACUGCCCCGACAAUGCCGAGGAGUACGAGCGAGCCACGCGCUACAACUACACCAGCGAGGAGAAGUUUGCCCUGGUGGAGGUGAUUGCCAUGAUCAAAGGCCUACAGGUGUUGAUGGGCAGGAUGGAGAGCGUGUUCAACCAUGCCAUCCGCCACACUGUCUAUGCUGCGCUGCAGGACUUCUCCCAGGUGACCCUCAGGGAGCCGCUGCGGCAGGCCAUCAAGAAGAAGAAGAAUGUCAUCCAGAGUGUCCUGCAGGCCAUCAGGAAGACAGUGUGUGAUUGGGAGACCGGGCAUGAGCCCUUCAACGACCCAGCUCUGCGGGGCGAGAAGGACCCCAAGAGUGGCUUCGACAUCAAAGUGCCACGCCGUGCCGUAGGACCCUCCAGCACACAGCUCUACCUGGUGCGCACCAUGGCCGAGUCCUUGAGCUCUGCCGAGCUGCAGAGGCAGCUCAAGUCUCUGGGCAUGGAAAGGCUCUUGCAUGUGGUAAACGCGUUUCUGAGGCAGUCGUACACCUAUCCACCUCUUUUAACCUUUGGUGGUAAGACAUCGUUUGUUUUUCUUAUUGAUGUGUGCGGCACGGAGGUGAACUGCUCCGCUGCAAGUGGUUCUUUCCCCCAGGCAGCAGCAACUUGGCCACUCAGAUGGGCCCGCGGGCCCUAUGGCCGCCGAGCGCACAGCUUGGGGCCGGGGCCCAGCCCAGUCAGGGUAGCGGAGCAGUCCUUCUCUCGUGGUUUUUCUGAGUUUUGCAUAACUAAUGUACCGUGUAUAUUUUCUCCCUUACAAAUGUUUCCUUGGAUAACACAGCUUUACAUGGUGAGAACCAUGCUAGAGUCCCUCAUUGCAGACAAAAGUGGUUCCAAGAAAACCUUGAGAAGUAGCCUUGAGGGGCCCACCAUAUUGGACAUAGAAAAAUUUCAUCGAGAGUCAUUCUUCUACACUCACUUGAUAAAUUUCAGUGAAACGCUGCAGCAGUGCUGUGACCUCUCCCAGCUUUGGUUCCGAGAGUUCUUCCUGGAGCUGACCAUGGGCAGGAGGAUCCAGUUCCCCAUUGAAAUGUCCAUGCCCUGGAUCCUGACUGACCACAUCCUAGAGACCAAGGAGGCAUCCAUGAUGGAGUACGUCCUCUACUCCCUGGACCUGUACAAUGACAGCGCCCAUUACGCACUCACCAGGUUCAACAAGCAGUUCCUCUAUGAUGAAAUCGAGGCAGAGGUGAACCUUUGUUUUGACCAAUUUGUUUACAAGCUGGCAGACCAGAUAUUUGCUUAUUAUAAGGUUAUGGCAGGAAGUUUGCUUCUCGAUAAACGGUUACGAUCGGAAUGCAAGAAUCAGGGAGCCACAAUUCAUCUCCCGCCAUCUAACCGCUACGAGACACUGCUGAAGCAGAGGCAUGUACAGCUCCUCGGCAGAUCAGUGGAUCUCAAUCGCCUGAUUACACAGCGUGUGUCAGCAGGCAUGUAUAAGUCUCUGGAGCUAGCAAUUGGACGAUUUGAAAGUGAAGACUUGACAUCAAUAGUUGAGCUGGAUGGCCUUUUGGAAAUCAAUCGCAUGACCCAUAAGCUGCUGAGCAGGUACCUGACGCUGGACAGCUUUGACGCCAUGUUCCGGGAAGCCAACCACAAUGUGUCAGCACCCUAUGGAAGAAUCACCCUCCAUGUCUUCUGGGAGCUCAACUACGACUUCCUGCCCAACUACUGCUACAAUGGCUCCACCAACCGGUUUGUUCGAACAGUGUUACCAUUUUCUCAGGAAUUUCAAAGAGAUAAACAGCCUAAUGCACAACCCCAAUAUUUGCAUGGAUCCAAGGCUUUGAACCUUGCCUACUCCAGCAUUUAUGGCAGCUACCGGAACUUUGUGGGACCUCCACACUUUCAAGUCAUCUGCCGGCUGCUGGGCUACCAGGGCAUUGCGGUGGUCAUGGAAGAGCUGCUGAAGGUUGUCAAGAGCCUGCUGCAAGGCACAAUCCUGCAGUACGUGAAGACGCUGAUGGAGGUGAUGCCCAAGAUCUGCCGCCUGCCCCGGCAUGAGUACGGCUCUCCAGGCAUCCUGGAGUUCUUCCACCACCAGCUGAAGGACAUUGUGGAGUACGCAGAGCUGAAGACAGUGUGUUUCCAGAACCUGCGGGAGGUGGGGAAUGCUGUCCUCUUCUGCUUGCUCAUCGAGCAGAGCCUGUCUUUAGAAGAAGUGUGUGACCUGUUGCACGCAGCUCCUUUCCAGAACAUCUUGCCACGUGUCCAUGUGAAAGAGGGGGAGAGACUUGAUGCCAAAAUGAAAAGAUUGGAAUCCAAGUAUGCCCCACUGCAUCUUGUCCCACUGAUCGAAAGGUUGGGGACCCCACAGCAAAUUGCAAUCGCAAGAGAGGGCGACUUGCUGACCAAGGAGCGUCUCUGCUGCGGCCUGUCUAUGUUUGAAGUUAUCCUGACACGGAUUCGGACCUUUCUGGAUGACCCCAUCUGGCGCGGGCCUCUGCCCAGCAAUGGGGUCAUGCAUGUGGAUGAAUGCGUGGAGUUCCACAGGCUGUGGAGUGCCAUGCAGUUUGUCUAUUGCAUUCCUGUGGGGACACAUGAAUUUACAGUGGAGCAGUGUUUUGGUGAUGGGCUCCACUGGGCCGGCUGCAUGAUCAUCGUGCUUCUUGGGCAGCAGCGGCGAUUUGCUGUGCUGGAUUUCUGCUACCAUCUACUCAAAGUCCAGAAACAUGAUGGCAAGGAUGAGAUUAUCAAAAACGUGCCUUUGAAGAAGAUGGUGGAGAGAAUUCGGAAGUUCCAGAUUCUCAAUGAUGAGAUCAUCACUAUCCUGGACAAGUACUUGAAGUCAGGUGAUGGGGAGAGCACACCCGUGGAACAUGUGCGCUGCUUCCAGCCGCCCAUCCACCAGUCUCUGGCCAGCAGCUAAGGGGUCAGGACUGUGCCCAUGGCAUUUAUUAACUCUAAUGGCAUGUUCUUCUUUCUGUAAACUGUUUAGUGAGAUUUUUAGGGAAUAUUUUUCAGUAUCUCUGUACCUGUUCAAGGGGGUGCUUUUCAAUCUAAAAUCUUAAUUUUAUAAUAUGGACUUAUUUUUCUAGACUAAAAUUAUAUGUUUUUGGUAACUAGGAAGCCUGAGAACACUGGCUGCUAAUUGUUGCCAUCAUGUGCUUAAAAAAUUGCAGUUUUCCUCUGAAAUGUUUCAGCAGCCACCUGUGUCAAAAUACUGCUGAGUUCAUUUACCCCUUAUGAAACAUAAUACCAGCUAACUGUAUUAAAAUCCUAUGCCAAUUACCAUUAAACUUUGUUUCACUUUUGUUUAGGAAUUUUUUUCUGAUGGUAUUUUAUGAACAAUCUUUUCUAAAGUCAUUGUCCCCAUCCCUCACGUCAAGUGUUUCAGACGACAGUGAAUUUGAUUCCUCUGAUUCUGCUAAAUUCAAUUGUGACAGAUUAAUUUGUGAGAUAUGAACUUAAAGAUUAGAGAAAUAAAACUAAUGAAACCCA
Messenger RNA from Sciurus carolinensis (gray squirrel), 4894 nucleotides. It is a transcript of the gene Cyfip1, whose product is annotated as cytoplasmic FMR1 interacting protein 1. Gene Ontology annotation, biological process: modification of synaptic structure; cell morphogenesis; lamellipodium assembly. Lineage: Eukaryota; Metazoa; Chordata; Mammalia; Rodentia; Sciuridae. The coding region runs from base 147 to 4322 and encodes 1391 amino acids. Gene Ontology annotation, cellular component: synapse; neuron projection; SCAR complex. The transcript has 31 exons. Gene Ontology annotation, molecular function: RNA 7-methylguanosine cap binding; small GTPase binding. The record is from RefSeq and is a predicted model, not a curated record.